CGCUCGCGCUCCUUCGGCGGUCCAAUCAAAGUACUUUGUAUAUCAAUAAAAGACCUGUGCAUUGGAGAAAUCGCACAACCGGUCGUCUCACACGGGAACCACACAACAUUUAUAGAAAUCAUAAAAUAGACGCACAAUGGAGCACGACGUAGAUGUCAAAUCUGUUCAUAUAUUCGAGAACUGCGAUGCAGACAUCAUUCUCCGUUCCGCCGACGGCGUCAACUUCUAUGUUCACAAGCUCAUCCUCGCGAGAGCGUCCCCGAUCUUCUGCGAUAUGUUUCGCGUACCUCUUCCGCAGAACGAAGAGCAAGGCGGUGACACGGUUGAUGUUAAUGGCAUCCACGUAGUGCCCGUUACUGACGAUCAGGACACUCUGCGGCGGCUGCUCAGCAUCAUAUAUCCCGUGUCGUUUCCCGACAAGUUGUCGCUAGAUGAAAUAUGCAACUUAUUGGAGGCAGGCCGGAAGUACGAGAUGGAAGCGAUAUCUUCCAACCUAAGACGUGCCAUCAUGGAUUUUGUCGAUGACGAGCCGCUCAGAGUCUUCGCGAUCGCAUAUCUGUCCAAAUGCAUGGAGGAGUCUCGAGCCGCAGCAUUGAAAUCCUUGAAGCACGUCCUUCACCCGCUACCGGAAAUGCCUGCAGAAAUGAACCUCUUGCCACCUCGUGCCAUUUGGCGGUUGCAACAAUAUCACAGCCGUUGCGCACAGGCUGCUGUGAACCUCGUUGCAGACGCUCGCUGGAGUCUGACCGACGUUCCUCACCGUGCAAUCAAAGCCGAACACACUUACAGUUACAGCGGCCCUUCACCCCGCAUCACGAGCAGCCAUCUCAAUGCUGGUUAUUCGUGGGUAUGGUUUCAAUGUACCAGCUGCGAAGCGGAUAAGAAGGCAAACCUCGUGGUCACGAUAGAAGCACUCACGCGCGAAUUUACCCCGAGGUCGUGGUGGGCGGAUUAUGUGAAUGGGAUAGCUGCAGUCUUGAGAAGCAAGCCGGGAAUGCUUUCAACGGAUCGUUCGCGAUCCCGCCCUGCUGAAGGCCGCUAUGCGUCAAACCGCAUCUUGCCCGACUUGUGGACCACAGACCUUCGAGCAGCUCAUAGAAUUUGGUGAUUUGCUCAUGGUCAAAGUG
This is a messenger RNA of Laetiporus sulphureus 93-53, 1127 nucleotides long. RefSeq lists its product as uncharacterized. The record is from RefSeq and is a predicted model, not a curated record. The coding region runs from base 137 to 1108 and encodes 323 amino acids. The transcript is spliced from 2 exons. Gene Ontology annotation, molecular function: protein binding. NCBI's taxonomy places the organism in Eukaryota, Fungi, Basidiomycota, Agaricomycetes, Polyporales, Laetiporaceae.